Molecule: messenger RNA, 771 nt
Organism: Paracoccidioides brasiliensis Pb18
Exons: 3
Coding region: 1-771 (256 amino acids)
Source: RefSeq, a predicted model, not a curated record
AUGUCAUGGCCUGUUCGUAUGAAAAUGAUGGCGUUGCCAACUGGUCCAGUAUAUGUUGCCCCUCUUCUUGUGUUGCUAGGAGCACGCAAAGUCGAUCCCACCAAAAGCCUGUGCCUUUCGCGGUCCGGACCAGAAGGAAAACCCGUGCUGUGGCCCUUCGCAAGAAAACCAGGACAAAAAGGACCAGACACACCCAAGUUACAAAAGGUAAAGGUCCACAAAGGAUUUUGUGGGGUAGAUGUGAAGAGCGGGAGACUACAAGAUGGUAGAGACAAGAUCACAGAGCACAGAGAGAGGAGGGCGUGUACAGUACACAGCCAAAAAAACUUGAGGAACUCCAGCGAAGGCUGUGUGCCGUGUAGGUCCCUGAAGCAAAGGAAAAUAUAUAAACUGCAGCCGGCAGCCACUCGUUUCAAAGAGGAACAAAAAGACGCAUGGUACGACAGAAAUCAAACUAGGUGGGCCCUGCGCCAGAGAGAGAACAUUAAAUCAAAUCCCGAACCACAAUCAUCGUCCGAUAGCCUUGAAUAUGUGACCAAAGACAUACAUCGAAUGCUGCAGCCGCGAACCCCCAGUUGUACUACUGGUACCAAACCAUUGCGGUGCAUGUCAUCCCUAUCCCAUCACCCGUUGAAGGACACAUCGUUAAGGGAGCAUCUGCAUGGUUGCAGAUCGGUUCUGUGGAACAUGGCAGAUCUUCCAUUUGCUGGAAUUCCCGCGUCGAAUUCUGCAAAGGAAGGGACUGGACUGAGAGGUUUGUACAUCAGCUGA